This is a messenger RNA of Oncorhynchus kisutch (coho salmon), 6424 nucleotides long. RefSeq names its product src-like-adapter. Bases 406 to 1251 code for a protein of 281 amino acids. The record is from RefSeq and is a predicted model, not a curated record. Gene Ontology annotation, molecular function: protein binding. The transcript has 8 exons. Lineage: Eukaryota; Metazoa; Chordata; Actinopteri; Salmoniformes; Salmonidae.
AGUUGAGGGUGUGAACUGUGGAACUCUUACGGUCAUUAGUAAUAGUGUAGCUGACAUGCUUCCUCUGGCUGAUCUUCAACACACAGAGCCAAACACCACACUCAACUAGAAUCCCCUGCUACUGGCCCUCCAAGCCUGACGACUCCACACGACUCAGCAGCUAGAGCCACCUCUCAGGUUUUGCAGUCUACUGCGUGUCCUGGUCGAGAUAGCACUCUGGCUGUCAAUAGGGAAGUUACAACAUGCACACAUGCACAUGCAUGACAGGGACGCAGGUGCUGGAUGGGGCCUUCACUGACCAGCCAGAUUACUCUCUGUCUACUAUCGGAAGUUUGUGUUGAUGACUAGUUUGAGGACCAGCUAUACCAUAUGUUCGUCUGUCCUCAGACCCAUUAGAGUGCAGCUAUGGGGAAUGUGAUGUGGGGACAGGGAGCUGGGAACAAAACUAAUUCAAACUGCCAUGACAGUUCAUUAAAGGCAGGAGAAGACGAGACGCUUGUCGUUCUCCAUGACUAUCCUUCUCCAGACAUCAGUGAGCCGAUCUUUAGGAUGGGAGAGAAGCUGAGGGUCUUGUCUCAGGAAGGCAACUGGUGGAGAGUUCGGUCUGUCCAAUCAGGAAGUGAAAACUACAUCCCUAACAACUAUAUUGCCAAAGUCUACCAUGGAUGGCUGUUUGAGGGAGUAGUGAGGCAGAAGGCAGAGGAAUUACUUAGUCUCCCUGAAAACAGAGUGGGUUCCUUCAUGAUUAGAGAGAGCACCCAGCAGAGAGGUGUCUACUCCAUGUCUGUAAAGCACAGAUCCAUCCAGCACUAUAAAAUCUUUCGCCUGGAGAACAGCUGGUACUAUAUCUCUCCUCGUCUGACUUUCCAGUGCUUGGAAGAGAUGGUAAACCACUACUCUGACUCUGCAGAUGGUCUGUGUUGUGUUCUCACUGGCCCGUGUCUGUCUGGGACUAUCAGCCCCAUAGACAUCACCUCUCAGCCACCCCUUGUAAGGAUGCGACACAACAACUUUGACUGGAGGAAAAUAGACAGGAAAGAUCUGAUCAGUGCAGGGGCUGCGCAGGGCCAGGAGAACAGGAAUGCCAUGGUGAGCUACGGUGUCAGAAACAGCAUGGCCUCUUACCUCUCUCUGGUCGGGGAUCAUGACCCAGGACAGCAGAAGAAGAACCGCAAGAAGAAGAGCAAAUCUGUCUGUGUGACAGACCACAGCAUCAGCCAUAUGGACUUGGAUGAGGACUAUGAUAUGUAGUGGCCUGGAUGGUGCAACACUUAGUUCUGCGAACCCCAGUACACAUAUAUAGCCUAGGCUAGUGGUUCCCUUUCAGUCAGUCAACUUCGGUACAACAUAUUACAGGGGAGUUGCACGCUCGCUUCUUCGGCUGAAGGAUGUACAAUCACGCCUGACAAGGCCAAUGAAAUCCACACCUCACUGGAAGUCCCACCUUCCACAGGUGAUAAACGUGAGGCUCAGAUUCAUUCCUUCAAUUUAAUACCACUCUUCACCGAGCCCAGGAACAGGCGGUGCUGGGCCAAACAGGUGUUGUACCUCAUUUCCCUCAUUCAGGGAACAGUAGUUAUGGUCAUAAUGUUACAUUUUCCUUCAGUCAGUCAACAUACUAUGGGGAAAUAUUAUCACAUCCAUGAGAUGCUGUAUGAGUAUAAGUGGCAAGUGUUUGAGCUCUGGUGCCAAGAUAAAGGGCUGGUUCAUUCUCCACUUUAAAAUUAUAUAUGGCCGCUAUCUCAGCACGUGGGAAUUGACUGAGCCUCACCAGGGGCUCACCCACUGGUGUUGCAGUUACUGAAAUGUGUACACCCUUCCUGUACUCAGUUCGCCCCGGGCGACUCUAAGAUGACCUUGUGUCCAAAUGUGGCCUUUGCCCUAAAAGUAAUGGCCAUGCCCUACAAGUCCUUAGCUUUUGAGGUGUUUCCCUUUUUGCCUCCUCCAUUUGCUUCUGAAGAGCAACAGAGGUUACAUGCCCUGUGUCUGGUGCAAGCUCUAUGCACAUACAUUGAACAACCUGGGUUUUCCGGUUGUGUGACCAGAUUUUUGUCUGUUUUGCUAAUCCAGCUCAGUUUCAGGGCACUUUGAGCAGUGUCUCUCCCACUGGAUUGUGGAGGCUAUCUCCUGCGAUAAAACAGCAAGGGACAAGGGUUACCUAGUGGAGUAUGCACCCACUCCACCAGGGGGCUGGCAGCAUUUUGGCCAUUGUGUAAAGGGUUGACUAUAGGAGAUAUUUGUGCUGCGGCGAGUUGGGCAUCACCACACACUUUUGUAAGGUUUUAUCACUUGGAUGUCACUUCUCCCAGUGUAGCCCACAGGGUGCUUACAGCUGGGACAGGGGAAAGUCACUAAGCGGGUCUUCCAGCGAGGUGCGGAUUUCAUUGGCUUUGUCAGGUGCAAUUGUCUAUACGUCAACAAAUGUCGAGAGAGUGAGACUCCCCCUUGUAUGUUGUACCUUGUUUCCCUCCUUCAGGGAAUAGUAGUUAUAGUCAUAACGUUACACUCUCAAACUUCUCCUCAGGGACCCCCAGACUUUCCAUGUAUUUGAUCUCUUCUAGAUGUCAUGACUGUCCUGAUCAGGUCAGGUUACAGGAGACCACAACCCUACAGAUUAUCUCUCAACCCCAACAGAGGAGGAGAGAUCUAGGGGUCUGAAGAUGUGGGGGUUUUAUGACCCCUCACACCCCUGGUAAAUCUCAGGUCACAGACAAAUUUCUUUGUCCUGUUACUAUGGAGAACCAGCCUCAUUAAACAUGAAAUAAAGGGACUUUGGAACAAUGGUUUCCGUCAGGCACAAUGGUGGUCAUGACGAUAGAUGGAAUAUGAAAAUGUAUGUCAUUUUUGUUUUGUUAUUAAAGGUUAAUAGAUUACGUUAUUACGAAAACAUUGUAACGUGAAGAGUUUUCCUAGUAUAUGUUUGAUGUUUAUACAUUGUACGUUGUAUGGAAAAUAUCCAAAUCAAAGAGAAUGUUUUGGGGAAGAUGAAAUGUGAAGUUAGUUGUCUAAAAUUGGGUUUGAGUAAAAUCUAGACCCUGCCCUCAUUAACUUGGUACGCCCAGAGAACUGCCCUAAAGUCUGUUACGCCCACUUCUGAGGUAUAAAACCUGUGAGUUUAGAAUUUACGGGAGACUACGUGACCCAAGCUGCAGCCAAGGUCUAAAACGUCAACAAACCCAGAAUGCAACACAAGUUUGAAGACAAAGAAAUCCUUUUCUACCCAAGCUACGGAUGUGUAGCUGUGUCUAAGCGGGUGAAUUCAAGCCGGACCCCCUUAGCAUCCAGUCCCAGCUAAUCAUGGUACCUAAAGGGUUUCAUUCCUAUGCUGUGAGCUCUGAGCUGCAGAGCUGUCUGUCCUCAGAAGACCCCUUCCAGGGUGAGGGAACAGACUCCUAAGCCAAAAGGACACUGACAUUGGGAGGACGAUCAGAGAGGUGUGCAGGAGAAGUGCGUCAUCGAGCAGCUGAACGGUCCCCUGAAUGGUCCACGCAGAGAAUCCUCGGAGGUCUACCCCACGUAAUUACAUCAUUAUAUUCUGACCCAUAAGAGCGGCAGUUUGGGGCAAGGCUAGGGUUAGAAUAAGCAUAGCUGACAAAUUCACCCAAAUGUAUAUUUCUCUCAUGUACUUUCUCUUUUUCUCUCUCUUUGAAAUCCCCAUUUUGGGUAACACGCGCCAUAGUGUGUUGGCCCGUUAUACUAAGUUCUAAUCAAUAGCCUAUAAUGUGUUUUGUCUAUGUGUAUCUUUUAUCAUAAUUUUAGCUUUUUAGUAAAUAAAUAUUAAACUAAGAUUGGUGUGGUACGAACUCAUUGGUGAGACCCGGGUCCGUGCAGAUUCACGGGCUAUACGACGUUCAGAACGAGAUUGUAAGAGGUAACUGGUUAAUUAGUGGCUGUUGUAAAAUCGAUAUUCUGAUAUUCUUUGAGUUAAUUUGGGAAAUAGAAACUCAAUAAAAACUUGUUUUCCCAUGGUACCCCAGGUUAAUGAGUUAAUAAUUGCUUGAUUCAGUUAAUCACGCAAUUAGAAACUUGUAAUCAUUCGAUGAGCAACAGUCGUCACAUUAACUAAAACAACGUAUCGACAUAGAGCUAGCACACCUGAUUAAACUUUUCAACUUAUCAACAUGCCCUUGACUAGGUGAAUCACGUGAGUUAGUUCAGGGCUACAACUAAAUUGUGAAACAUCUGGGGGUCCCAGAGGAGAGAUUUGAGAAGUGCUGGCAUGAGUUUGAAUCUGAACCACUGCCCUUCUGAACUAUUGCUAUCUUUCCUGUCUCCUCUUCACUGUCCUAUCUAAAUAACAUAAAGCACACAACAAAUAUGUUUAAAAGAAGGACUAAGAGACCAGCUACUCUAUUUAGGAUAUUAACAUCUGUUACGAGAUACUAUUUUUCCUCCAAAGCACACAUUUGUCCUUAUCUGAGCCUUUGAGAUUGAUCUGAGAAGGAAUUUCCCGUGGGGUAAAUCAACAAUGAAUUUGAAGUCCGUCUGGAAUCCAGAGCCCUGACCGAGUGUCCUGCCAGAGUACAAAACAUGUUAGCGCCAUGACAGUUGAUCGAUGUAAGACUUGAAGGCUAUAUUAUGGAUAUUUACUGUGUGUUAAUGUGUAAUUUAUGGAUGUGUGUGUCUGUCAGCAUGUCAAUGUCAAUUGUUUCAGUUUCAGAACCUUUAGCCUAACCCUUGCAAACUGAUUUCAGUUGAGUGUACAAGUUGCUCAUAUAAAUAAAAGUUAACUAUCAUAUAAUCUCGGCACCCAGAACCAAAUAUUGUGUGCGCUGGUCGGGCCAUCUAGUCUGUCACGAGAGACAUAACAUAAGGUUCAUUCUGGAAGGGAUAUGGGGAGUUAUGUCCAGAGAAGCCAUAAUAAGUUUAUAAAACAUCACGUUAGAAGAUGACUGCUGAGAAUAAUUUGUCCUCUUGAAUGUAUCCCAGGGCUUCAAGUAUGCACCAAAUUGAAUAGGAAUCAACAUAGCAUUCCUGAAUCCUAGCAAACAUUGGGGAAAACAGCACAGUGAAAAUACUCUGGUCUACCUUAUGAGUCUCAGUGUAUUGUGUCAUGUGCUGUUGUUGUCUCGCCAAUGCCUCAUGGCGGCCAUAUGCGAGGCUGAUAGGUUCAUUGGGACUGUGAAAGCUGCCCACUGGGUACACGACAUAUUUUCAACGUGGAUAAUUGGAUAAUAAUUUGGUAGAGACGUUGAUCAAUGAGAUUACAACCUAUAUUCACCCACUUAAAAAGACAACCAAAGGUUAGUUGAAUUUCCAAUGUGUUAUCACUCUGAUUUCAACCAUCUAAAAGCACAACCAAAUUCCAAUGGAAAAACAACAUCUGAUUUUUGGUUUAGUUUCACCCAAAUGUCUAUCAAAGCACAUUCAACCAUUUAAAAUCACAGCAAAAUUCAAAUGGCAAUACAAUGUCAGAUAUUUUGUUGAUUUAUACAACAGAUUACUGUGAUAUCACUGUACUUCAUCUACAGUAAUAGCAGAACCAUGUCCUGGAUUGCAGUAGAGAUUACAUUAAAAGUGCAUGCUGCAAGUGAUCAAUGACGUUUGAGAUUCUGCGCAGAUUUUUACCGCAAUUGUGAAGAUCUCCACAGACCUGCGAUGUCCUCUGCAUGCUAUGGUGAAGAUGCACGCUUUUUAUGAUUACGUAAGAAGAAAUGUAUAGUUAUAGUAAACUCCAAAUGUGGCCAUGGAUGUGUUACUCAACCAAACAUCAACAUUUAAAGGAGAUGUAUCUACUGCUUGGUUAGUUACAUUUGAGCCACUGGCUUAAUCCCAUUAUUUAACUUUUAUUUUUUGGUUGAGUUGGAGACGUUGAUGCACUUUAAACAAAGUUUGACUUGAAUUUGCCCAAUUCUUUAACUUUUUGGUGGAGAUGGAAACGUGAAUCCAACAUACACAUUUUUAAUUUGUAGACAAACUGGAAUUAAUGCCAGACUAAGUCAGUGGCACAGAUAUAGAACUAUAAAUGACCAUCCACUCAGCUUUCAAGUAGUUAGAAGAUCUAUUUCCCUGCUUUUGAAGGGGGAGCUGGCUAUUGUACUGGGAGACAACCAGCAAUUACAAUAGAUUUACAAUAUGCUGACUUCAAUCAUCUCCAAACUGCACGCAGAGACAUCAAAAUGGUAUAUGAAAAAAAACGACAUCUCAAAAUCUCGCAAUAUCCCUUUAAGUACUUCCUGUAUGGCUCUAUCUCUGUGUGUAACUCUGGUCAUAUAGAAGACAGCAAUGAUAACCAUGUCUGACAAUGCAAACUGUGUAGUCAUGUAAUUCUCUAAGGAGGAACCUUAUCCAUGCUGAUCAGAUUGCUAAAAAUGACUCAAUAAAGUUUGUACAGUGAACUUUUCCAGUAUAACCCAAAAUAGUUAUUUUAGACAUUGUUAAAAAGUUUACCAGCAACCUUAUGACUGUCUGUUUUUCCAUUUUC